Messenger RNA from Cuscuta epithymum, 363 nucleotides. NCBI's taxonomy places the organism in Eukaryota, Viridiplantae, Streptophyta, Magnoliopsida, Solanales, Convolvulaceae. The record is from the annotation of a GenBank genome assembly.
AUCAGAACCCAUCUGUUGAGCAAGAGGUUGAUAAUAAUGAUGUGGUAGUUCAGGAUGAUGCUGCGUUUGAGGUCGAGGCUGAGAAUAUAGUGCAACAUACUGCCAGCGAAGAUGCUGGUGGUAUACAUGAUGCUGCCUGUGAGGGUGAGGGAAAGGGUGCCGCUGCAGAUGUUCCUAUGAAGACCACGAGUGUAAGUGAAGAAACUGCAAUUGCAGAUGGUGAUGGGGUGGCACAUAGGCAGAUUUCUCCGACAGCAGAUGUAACCGCUAAUGAAGAUUGUGUUGAAGCGGAAGGUGGGGACGUUAGCAACCCCUUAAACAAUGAAGGUUGCAAAUAGGCAUAUUUCAUCAUCUCAACUGUGG